AGCACCAGUAGUAGUAUCGGCGCCCGCCGCCUGGUCUUCGUUUUCUGUCCUCUUCGGGCGGCCUGGUCCCGCGGCCUCUCCUCGGCCUCGCCUGCGCCGCCGUCGCCACGUUCCCUCCAUCCCUUCUCGAGCCCGAGGUGGACACGGCUGCGGCAUGUGGCGCUGGGUUCGGCAGCAGCUGGGUUUUGACCCACCACAUCAAAGUGACACAAGAACAAUUUAUAUAGCAAACAGAUUUCCUCAGAAUGGACUUUAUACUCCUCAAAAAUUUAUAGAUAACCGAAUCAUAUCAUCAAAGUAUACCGUGUGGAAUUUUGUGCCCAAAAAUUUGUUUGAACAAUUCAGAAGAGUAGCAAACUUUUACUUUCUUAUUAUCUUUUUGGUCCAGCUUAUGAUUGAUACUCCCACGAGUCCUAUUACCAGUGGACUUCCAUUAUUCUUUGUGAUAACUGUAACUGCCAUAAAGCAGGGCUAUGAAGACUGGUUAAGACAUAAAUCAGAUAAUGAAGUAAAUGGAGCACCUGUUUAUGUUGUUCGAAGUGGCGGCCUUGUGAAAACUAGAUCAAAAAACAUUCGGGUGGGGGAUAUUGUCAGAAUUGCCAAAGAUGAAAUUUUUCCUGCUGAUUUGGUGCUUCUGUCUUCAGACAGAGUGGAUGGUUCAUGCCACGUUACAACUGCUAGCCUGGAUGGAGAAACUAACCUCAAGACACAUGUGGCAGUUCCAGAAACAGCAGUGUUGCAAACUGUUGCCAAGUUGGACACACUCAUAGCUGUGAUAGAAUGUCAGCAGCCAGAAGCAGACUUAUAUAGAUUCAUCGGAAGAAUGAUACUGAAUCAACAAAUGGAGGAAAUUGUUAGACCUCUUGGGCCAGAAAGUCUCUUGCUUCGUGGAGCCAGAUUAAAGAACACAAAAGAAAUUUUUGGUGUUGCAAUAUAUACAGGAAUGGAAACUAAGAUGGCAUUAAAUUACAAGAGCAAGUCACAGAAACGAUCAGCAGUAGAAAAAUCAAUGAAUACCUUUUUGAUAAUAUAUCUCAUAAUCCUUAUUUCUGAAGCCAUCAUCAGUACAAUCUUGAAAUAUACAUGGCAAACAGAAGAAAAGUGGGAUGAACCUUGGUAUAACCAAAAAACGGAGCAUCAGCGUAAUAGCAGUAAGAUUCUGAGAUUUAUUUCAGACUUCCUUGCUUUUUUGGUGCUCUACAAUUUUAUCAUCCCGAUUUCACUCUAUGUGACAGUUGAAAUGCAGAAAUUUCUUGGCUCAUUUUUUAUUGGCUGGGAUCUUGAUCUUUAUCAUGAAGAAACAGAUCAGAAAGCGCAAGUCAAUACUUCAGAUCUGAAUGAAGAGCUGGGACAGGUGGAAUAUGUGUUUACAGAUAAAACUGGAACUCUGACUGAAAAUGAGAUGCAAUUUCGAGAGUGUUCAAUUAAUGGCAUAAAAUACCAAGAAAUCAAUGGUAGACUGGUAGCAGAGGGACCAACACCGGAAUCUUCAGAAGGCUUAGCAUACUUUAGAAGCUUCGCCCAUCUUAGCCCCUCAGCCCAUCUUGCAAUCAGUUCUGAAAGUGAAACUGAACUGAUCAAGGAACAGGAUCUCUUCUUUAAAGCAGUUGGUCUCUGUCACACAGUACAGAUUAGCAGUGGCCAAUCCGAUGGUCUUGGGGAUGGACCCUGGCACCCUGAUGCAGCAUCCUCAGAGUUGGAGUACUAUGCUGCUUCCCCAGAUGAAAAAGCCUUAGUUGAGGCUGCUGCAAGAAUUGGGGUCGUGUUUAUGGGCAGUACUGAAGAAACUAUGGAAAUUAAAACCCUUGGAAAACUUGAAAGGUACAAAUUGCUUCAUGUUCUGGAAUUUGAUUCAGAUCGUAGGCGAAUGAGUGUGAUUGUACAGUCUCCUAAAGGUGAGAAACUUUUGUUUUCUAAAGGAGCCGAGUCUUCAAUUCUUCCUAAUUGUAUUGGUGGUGAAAUAGAAAAAACAAGAAUUCACGUAGAUGAAUUUGCUUUGAAAGGGCUAAGAACUCUGUGUGUAGCAUACAGACGAUUCACACCUGAAGAGUUUGAGGAAGUGGACAGGCGCCUUUUGGACGCCAGAACUGCCUUACAGCAGCGUGAGGAGAAGCUGGCUGAGGCCUUCAACUGCAUAGAGAAAGAACUGCUGUUACUCGGGGCCACAGGUGUAGAAGACAGGCUUCAAGAUAAAGUGAGAGAAACCAUUGAAGCCUUGCGCAUGGCAGGCAUCAAAAUCUGGGUACUUACUGGUGACAAACAUGAAACCGCCAUCAGCGUGAGUCUGUCAUGUGGACAUUUUCAUAGGACCAUGAACAUCCUUGAGCUGGUCAACCAGAAGUCAGACAGUGAGUGUGCAGAACAGCUGAGGCGACUGGCCAGAAGAAUCACAGAAGAUCAUGUGAUCCAGCAUGGACUGGUGGUAGAUGGGAGCAGCCUUUCCCUGGCUCUGAGAGAGCAUGAGAAGAUAUUCAUGGACGUGUGUAAGAGUUGCUGCGCUGUGCUCUGUUGUCGCAUGGCCCCACUACAGAAGGCAAAAGUGAUAAGACUAAUAAAAAUCUCUCCAGAAAAACCCAUAACAUUGGCCGUUGGUGAUGGUGCUAAUGAUGUCAGCAUGAUACAAGAAGCACAUGUUGGCAUAGGAAUUAUGGGAAAAGAAGGAAGACAGGCUGCACGAAACAGCGACUAUGCAAUUGCAAGAUUUAAAUUCCUUUCCAAAUUACUUUUUGUCCAUGGCCAUUUUUAUUAUAUUAGAAUAGCAACCCUUGUACAAUACUUUUUUUAUAAGAAUGUGUGUUUUAUCACACCCCAAUUUUUAUAUCAGUUCUACUGUUUGUUUUCACAACAAACACUGUAUGACAGCGUUUACCUGACUUUAUACAAUAUUUGUUUCACUUCCUUACCUAUUCUAAUAUAUAGUCUUUUGGAACAGCAUGUACAUCCUCAUGUCUUACAGAGCAAACCUACUCUAUAUCGAGAUAUAAGUAAAAAUCGUCACUUGAGCAUUAAAACAUUUCUUUAUUGGACAAUCCUUGGUUUCACUCAUGCCUUCAUUUUCUUUUUUGGAUGCUAUUUUCUAAUAUGGAAAGAUAUAUCUCUACUUGGAAAUGGCCAGAUGUUUGGAAACUGGACUUUUGGUACAUUAGUCUUCACGGUGAUGGUUAUUACAGUCACAGUAAAGAUGGCAUUGGAAACUCACUUCUGGACCUGGAUAAAUCAUGUUGUUACCUGGGGAUCCAUUGCAUUUUAUUUUGCAUUCUCUUUGUUUUAUGGGGGAAUUUUUUGGUCAUUUCUGGAUAUCUACUUUGUAUUCAUUCAACUCCUGUCAAGCGGUUCUGCUUGGUUUGCCAUGAUCCUCAUAGUGGUUACUUGCCUGUUUCUUGAUGUUGUGAAGAAAGUGUUUGAUCGACAGCUAUAUCCAACACGUACUGAGAAGGCCCAGCUUACUGAAGCAAAUCCCAGGAUCAAGUGCUUGGAAUCCAUGUGUUGUUUCUCAGAGGGGCAAGCAGCAUGUGCAUCUUUUGGAAGGAUGCUGGACCGAGUGAUGGGGAACUACAGCCCGGCCCAGGUUAACAGAUCGUGGAGCCCAUCGGAGCCCUUCUGUACCAACGACAGGAGCAUCCUGACGCUCUCCACCAUGGACUCGUCCGCUUGUUAAGGAGCGUAGCAUGGGGGCAGCCAUGUCAGUCUGUCCCACAGCUCAGUGGGACGCUUCGGUUAGUGACUGUUAGUUCAGCAGAACUUCUUCCUGAAACCAGUGGAGUAGCAUAUGCUUAUGCAAGCUUAAUAGUAAAGAAACAGAAUCUUUCAGAUAAGUAAAUUCCUUCCAUUUAUCACUUUUCCUAAUGCCAACUCCAAACAAAUUAACCCAAACCUGUACAUAAAUCGAAAACUUCCCAAUUCUCGCUCCGGUUGCUGCCUCACAUUAUUUGAAGUCUAAAGAAGCAAACAGCCCUGGAGCUGUUGCUUAGGACACAGUUCUGCUAACAAGGUGGAGUGGGGGGAGCCCCUGUUUACAUGUCAAAAUACUCAGUAAUUAGCUAGGCCACCCACCGCUAUUUAAAGCUGCUUCUGUAAAUUGUGCUGAAAAGUUUGCCUUAAAAACUAUAUUUUUUUAUUCUAUAUUUUUUAUUCUAUUGAAGUUUCUUGUGACUGAAAUUUUAGCUGCAUUUGAGUAAAGGUUUCCUCCCCCACAGCCCAUGUUAUUGCUUUAUUGAUUUUUGUCUCUUGUUCAUGGGGCCGGCGAGUUCUUAAGAAAAAGAAAACCAGCCCGUUAUUCGUCUGCCUCUAGGCAGUCAGUCCAUGCCCACACGGCCUCUUAGUGGCAGAGGCAGCAACAGAACCGGGAAAGUUCACGUCUGGGUUAUACACUAGAUCAGAGGGAUGUCGUUCUUCUAAUCACAACAGAAAUCAGACCUAUUUCUUCAACUUCAUAUUCACCAAAACUCACAAGGGAGCUUUUAUGCCAGAUAUGAAGAAAACUACCAUUUCAUUAGCUUAGGUAUUAUUUCGUUAUGUUUUAUCAUUGAUGGGUUUUUUGCAUGUUUUAAUCCAGUUAAUGUAUUUCAUUUUGGUCUUGCUGUAUUUUAAGCUAAGCCUUUUCAUUGCCCUUCAUUUAUUUAAAGACUUGAUCACCCUCAGUUUUGUGAUAAUGUUGUAAAUACAAAUGUAUGAAAUAAAAGAACACAAUUAAGCUUGGACAGUA
Messenger RNA from Gracilinanus agilis (Agile Gracile Mouse Opossum), 4705 nucleotides. RefSeq names its product ATPase phospholipid transporting 11B (putative) (gene ATP11B). Gene Ontology annotation, molecular function: ATPase-coupled intramembrane lipid carrier activity; ATP binding; ATP hydrolysis activity. The coding region runs from base 155 to 3658 and encodes 1167 amino acids. Gene Ontology annotation, biological process: phospholipid translocation. The transcript is spliced from 30 exons. Lineage: Eukaryota; Metazoa; Chordata; Mammalia; Didelphimorphia; Didelphidae. The record is from RefSeq and is a predicted model, not a curated record. Gene Ontology annotation, cellular component: plasma membrane; recycling endosome; trans-Golgi network.